AUGGCUUGGCCGUCGACCGCGGCGGCCGCGGGUGAACGUGAGGGCGCCGGGCGUGAGGGCGUUCAAGCAGCUGCUGCAGCGCAUGCAGCAGGCCGUGCUGAGAGACAGCGGGGUGGCCGCGGGGAAGAUGCUCUACAGGUAAGGGAAAGAUGGUGCGUAGGCCACCCGUCGGCAUGUCGACUCCCCUUCUCCUGCCUCUGGCUCCAUUAUCACAAGCACCAUCUCCCCCCCAUCCGCCGCGGCCAGUUACAAGCCGCCUUCUCGGCGACCCUCACCCCCCUCGUCGUUUCCAUCCGUCGUCCCCCCCUGUACGCCCGCCAACCCUUCCCACUCGCACGUGUCGACAACGUCUCCGCGACGCUCACGCCAGCGCAGCGCAUGAGGCGUCACCCGUCCGUGGCGUCCGUGACGCAGGCACGCCGCGUGCUGCGCGCCGCCACCACCGACUCAUACAAGUUCCUCAUCUCCCCAUCACGCUCCCAUCCCACCUUCCCCACUUUCCCCUCUCCCCACUUUCCCCUCUCCGCCCUUCUCAGCUACAAGCACGCGUCCAACGGCUUCUCCGCGACGCUCACGCCAGCGCAGGUGCAGCGCAUGAGGCGCCACCCAUCUGUGGCGUCCGUGACGCAGGCGCGCGUGGUGCGCCCCGCCACCACCCACUCGUACAAGUUCCUCGGCCUGCCCGGGUCUCUCUGGGCCGACGCGGGCGGACCCAGCAGCGCGGGCGACGGCACGGUGAUUGGCAUCGUGGACACCGGCAUAUGGCCCGAGCACGCUUCCUUUGACGACAUGGUAGGUACGCGCCUCGCUUUGCCAUCACCAUCCGCGCUUCUCCCUUCUCGUUCCCUCCACCUGUCGCCCCUUAAUACAGGCUACAGCAGCACGCUCCCUGCUGGAUGGUCAGGCACGUGUCCCACGACAAGCGACUUCACAUGCAACAACAAGAUCAUCGGGGGGGGCGUGUUUCACGCGGGGUUUGAGAGCGGCGGCACCACCAUCGACCUCUCGGCCGACUGGGACUCGCCGCGUGAUUCGUUCGGGCACGGCACCUGGUGUGCGGGGGCAGCAGCAGGCAACAGCAACGUGCAGAUUUCCAACAUCGGCGCGGCCAGUGGCAUGGCACCAGGGGCACGCCUGGCCGUCUACAAGGUCUUCUGGCAGGCAGGGGGUAACCUGUACGCCACCAGCACCGACAUCUUCUCAGCCGUUGAUCAGGCCGUCGCCGACGGUGUGGAUGUGCUGAGCCUGUCGCUGGGCGGAGCCAGUUCAACGGAUACUUAUUUUGACGACGUGCCGUUUAUCAGUGUCAAUGCGGCGGGGGUGUUUGUGGCCUUUGCAGCGGGCAAUGAGGGCCGCCCAUCCUCUGCUGCAGCCUCGGGCUACCGCACGCUCUGCAACUUCGCACCCUUCUACAUGACUGUGGGCGCCAGCUCCAUCUCUCGCAACGGUGCAUCCAUCUCCUCCACAACAGCAGCAGCAGCAACCGCAGCACCCCUUGAAACCCCUUUCAACACCACAGCCAGCACGGUGUCAACCCUCAACGGGGUGCGCAUCCCAGCCAGCAUCUCCCCAGCAGCCACCGCCGCCCCGGUAGUCGCCUACUUCUCCUCCACCGGUCCGCUCGCCAAGCCCUCAGCCGCCACACCAGCAGCCUACCCCUCCAACACCAUCCUCAAACCCGACAUCAUCGCCCCGGGGGUUGAGCUCUGGGCUGCUGCUCCCGACAAGACCGUUGGCUCCGGGGGAUGGUUUGUAGCGCUCUCAGGGACGUCAAUGGCCACACCACACAUCGCUGGCAUUGCUGCUCUCAUCAUCCAGCAGCGCCCUGAUUGGACGCCCUUGCAGAUCAUGUCGGCAAUGAUGACUACAGCACGCACCACUGAUAUUAGUGACGGGGCGAUCCAAAACGAGUUUGGGAGAGCUGCGACUCCGUGGGAGAUUGGAGCAGGGCAUGUGGUGCCUGCUAGGGUGGUUAACCCUGGGUUAACCUAUAAUGCCGGGGAGCAAGACUUCCAAAACUUUCUCGCCGGGCAGAACUACAACCGGGCGAAGGUGCACACCAAGUAUGCCGAGAUGUGCAUACCAGGUGGUGCCGUUGAUCAGCAGCAACCAGUCGCACGAUACCGCUGCAACACGACGUGUGACGACCGGCUGCAUCCUUUCUGCCUACUCCCCCUGCUUAUUGGCAACCUUGGUGAGUAG
Closterium sp. NIES-65 is the source of this 2202-nucleotide messenger RNA. Lineage: Eukaryota; Viridiplantae; Streptophyta; Zygnematophyceae; Desmidiales; Closteriaceae. The record is from the annotation of a GenBank genome assembly.